AAUUGAAUUGAGGAGAUGAGAGGAUCUUAUCCACUGGAGGAGGACGGCGAUGGAGCGCGAGUUGGCGGCGGCGGCGGCGGCGGGGGAGGGGUAACCGUCGGUGGCGCGUUGCGGAAGAAGGCGACGGGCGUGCGGACCUGGCUCCUGUUAGAUUCCAAUGGCCAUGCUCAGGUCGUAGAAGCAGGAAAGCACAGCAUCAUGCGGCGGACUGGCCUGCCUGCCCGAGAUCUUCGGAUCCUAGACCCGCUUCUCUCGUAUCCUUCUACCUUGUUGGGAAGAGAGAAAGCAAUUGUGAUCAAUCUGGAGCACAUCAAAGCGAUAAUAACGGCUCAGGAAGUUCUUUUGCUCAAUUCCAGAGACCCCUCUGUGGCUCCAUUCGUUGAGGAGCUUCAAAGGCGUAUCUUGCGUCAUCACCAUGCCACUAAAUCUCUCGAGGGAGUGGUUGAUGGAGAUCAAAUGGACUGGAGGGAUAUAUAUGAUCUAGAAGAACCACAUCCAAUGGCUGAUAGACCUCAAAACAACAAUGGAGGGUUUCCACCAAAAAAUGAAGGAAAAACAGACGUUAAACCAGUUCUUGAGAACCAGGAGGGAUUGAAAAAUCUUCCAUUUGAAUUUAUAGCAUUGGAAGCAUGCCUUGAGGCUGCUUGCAGUUGCCUGGACCAUGAAGCAAGGACAUUGGAGCAAGAAGCUCAUCCAGCUUUAGACAAGCUGACAUCCAAGAUCAGUACAUUAAACCUUGAACGUGUCCGUCAAAUAAAAAGCCGCUUAGUCGCAAUUACUGGACGUGUACAAAAGGUAAGGGAUGAAUUGGAGCAUCUGUUAGAUGAUGAUGAAGAUAUGGCUGAGAUGUAUCUUACAGAAAAAGUGAUGGAAAAUCUUGAAAACUCUUCUCAAUCAUCUGUGGACAAUGAAAAUGGUAUGGAGGAUGAAGUUAUUCGAUCGGACAUAGAUGACAGAGCUCCUCCUCCUCCUACUACAGAGAUCAUCUCAUUGGCAGGUGGUGGUAAUGGAGGAGGUUUCAAUGGUUAUGAAGCUGAUGUACAGAAUGAUGAUGAGUCCCCCGACCAAUUGUAUGCAGUGAGUGGUAACGUAAUAAGUAGGGAUAACUACGGAACUCGCACUACUAGUGCCUCCCAUUCUUCUUCGGUGAGCAAGCACCUUGAUGUGGAGGAGCUUGAGAUGCUUCUAGAGGCUUAUUUUGUCCAGGUUGAUGGCACACUUAACAAACUAUCUACACUUAGGGAAUAUGUUGAUGACACGGAGGACUACAUCAACAUAAUGCUGGAUGACAAACAAAAUCAUCUUCUCCAAAUGGGCGUGAUGCUAACAACAGCGACCUUAGUAGUAAGUGCAUUUGUGGUGGUUGCAGGCAUCUUUGGGAUGAACAUCAGAAUUGAACUAUUUAAUGAUCAAAAAGAUGGGAUGCACAAUUUCCUGUGGACAGUCUGUGGUGGUACCACAGGUAGCAUAUUCCUCUAUGUAAUUGCUAUUGCCUGGUGCAAGCAUCGACGUCUGCUCGAGUGACCGCACACUCUAGCUGCUCUCUACUCUACUGUACUACUCACUUCUUUCUUGUAUGUGUAAUAAUGUAUUAUUAACCUUUGAUGCAUAUAGGGAGACAAAAUUGUUCAUAAUGUAAAAAUAUGUAUUGCAUGCAUCAUGGAUUGUAGUGCAAUAAUGACCAUGAUUUUUUUU
Molecule: messenger RNA, 1695 nt
Organism: Impatiens glandulifera
Lineage: Eukaryota; Viridiplantae; Streptophyta; Magnoliopsida; Ericales; Balsaminaceae
Product: magnesium transporter MRS2-3
Exons: 6
Coding region: 16-1524 (502 amino acids)
Biological process (GO): magnesium ion transport; transmembrane transport
Cellular component (GO): membrane
Molecular function (GO): magnesium ion transmembrane transporter activity
Source: RefSeq, a predicted model, not a curated record